This is a messenger RNA of Ogataea angusta, 714 nucleotides long. RefSeq lists its product as uncharacterized. Lineage: Eukaryota; Fungi; Ascomycota; Pichiomycetes; Pichiales; Pichiaceae. Gene Ontology annotation, cellular component: SAGA complex. Bases 1 to 714 code for a protein of 237 amino acids. The transcript has a single exon. The record is from RefSeq and is a predicted model, not a curated record.
AUGGAGGGGUAUUGGGACGUUGUGGUGUCGUCGCUUCAAGACACUUGCAAUGCAAAUGAGGCCAACUCUUUUGAUCCCCUAGAGCUGGCGCCAGCUGAGGGAAAGGAUGCGAAAUUGCAAAAUCGAGAUAUCGUGGUAAAGCAUAAGGAGAACUUGGAGAAAACGAAACGCAUUUUGGAUACCGCCUUGAUCAAUGUGAACGGCUUACUAUCGCAGGCUAAAGUGGGCGGGCACGAGGCUGAUGAUGGAUCAGUUGGGAGACGCAACAAGCUCAAAUCACAGAAAUUUGGUCGAUCGUAUUACCAGUCGCCGUAUAAUCCUUCAGAGCCUGUUGUUGUAGGGUCGGAGGUCGCCUUCAAGCCAAAACAGAAAGGAGCAGAGUGGAUUCAGUGUGAGGUCCUGAAGGUUCUGAACGAAAUUAAGUUUGAGGUCAAAGACCCAGAACCUGAUGAAAACAACCCAAAUGGACAGAUCUUCAAGUGUACCUGGAAAGAAAUCAUCCUUAUGCCCACCACGGAAGAUCUGGCGUCUCUCAAAAACUACCCGGUUGGCUAUAGAGUUCUUGCACGAUAUCCGGAAACGACGACAUUCUAUCCUGCUGAGGUUAUUGGAUUUAAGAAGGACGGAACUUGUCGUUUGAAGUUUGAGGGAGAAGAAGAGGUCGGUAAAGAAACAGAAGUUGAGAGAAAGUUGGUGCUGCCUUUCCCGGGCUAG